CUUGUAAGCGAGAAACAAAAGUGUUGUUGGUCGGUCUUCUCCGCUCCGCCGCUCGCCAGUAAGCAAGCUGCUUCUUCUUCAGUUGUGAGCUCGCUCGCUCUUGGACGAGGAGAUGAACCGUAUUGGAUUGAUAAGGGGAUCAUCCAAGGAUGUUGCCCGGAGAACGUUCGCUGCAGCAGCUAGUAAAGCCAAGAAAGGUGGCAAAGGAGGAGGAGCUAGCGAUGCUCCUAAAGGUUCCUCCUUGACCAAAGAGAUCAAAUCCACCACCGUUGUUGGUGCCAAUACUCUCAAAGAUGGAUCCGAUCCCAAGAUCUUGCCUGACUCUGAUUACCCUGAUUGGCUCUGGCGUCUUCUCGAUAAGCGACCAGCGCUUAGUGAGCUUAGGAGGAAGAACGUCGAGACUCUUCCCUACGAUGAUCUCAAACGUUUUGUCAAGCUCGACACACGAGCUAAAAUCAAGGAGAACAACUCCAUCAAGGCCAAGAACUGAGAGAUGUAAGAUGAUCUCUUCUGCUCUUCCCCCUUGUCACUCAACUCUCUCCCUGUUGCUGUUUUCGCCACAAAUGGGAACUAUGCUUGCUAAUAAUAUCUAGCUUCUUCCAUUUAGAUUACAUUUCAAAAGGAUUAUGAUGCUCUUGUAUGUUCUCACAAUCUUCAAGAAAUUUCUCUGUAUUGAAACAUUGGAACAUUAAAUAGGUUUAUCAUGGUCAAGUUACUUUUCAGAGUCUGUGGCGUUAUGCU
Molecule: messenger RNA, 741 nt
Organism: Arabidopsis lyrata subsp. lyrata
Lineage: Eukaryota; Viridiplantae; Streptophyta; Magnoliopsida; Brassicales; Brassicaceae
Product: 39S ribosomal protein L54, mitochondrial
Exons: 2
Coding region: 113-490 (125 amino acids)
Cellular component (GO): mitochondrial large ribosomal subunit
Molecular function (GO): structural constituent of ribosome
Source: RefSeq, a predicted model, not a curated record